AUGAAUCGGAAUGACAGAGCAAGAGAGACGAGUAAAACGUUUUUCAGUUUUAGCUCAGAAGCAGAAGUCUCAGAUGUUGAAUCCAAAGACGAAAAUUACAGUGGGAGUUACGAUGGCUGCAGUUUGGAGAAGGAACGCAACGACAAUGAGAAUGACUACUCAAUUAUAGUGGAAGGAGAAAAUCCCAAAGUAGGCGGAGAAGAUGGAGUAGGUGAAGAAAACAAGGAGAAUGAUGCAUUCGAAAGCCGAUUUGAUAUGUUCGAAGACUCCGACGGUGCGUCAUCUGAAGAUGAUAACUUCAGCUCAUAUGGUGAGUCUCCAACACAAGACGAAGAUUCACCGACGCUACCUCCCAAGAAGAGAUAUCAAAACUUGUCGAUGAGCGGAAGUAAAGGGAAUUCGGAGGUUCUAAGGUUGGAGAUGUCGUCGCUAAACCAUGCGGUAGGGAAACGAUACGAGAGUAAAGACGAUUUGGAGAGACGACUGAAACUUCUUUCAAGAGUUCGUGCUUCUACACAAGUGCAAUCCCCGGCAUUUUAUGUUUGUAUUUACGAUUCAGAUCAUACAUGUUCUGUAACUGAGCGUUCUAAUCGAUCUCGACAAGCAACAUCAGAUAUUUUAGGAGAGUUACACAAGUACUUUCUCGGUGACGUUGGUCCAUCCGUUCGCCCUACGAGUGUCGGAAUAGCUAUCACUAAGCAGUUUGGUGUAAAGAUGGAUUAUUGGAAAUCACAUCGGACACUGAAAUUUGCAAGGGAAAUCGAUGAGGGAACACCUGAGAGUGGGUUUGAAAACUUGCCUUCUUACUUAUACAUGAUAAGAAGGGAAAAUCCGGGUACAAUUACGCGUCUUCAAAUUGAUGAGUUUGGAAGAUUCAUUUAUGUAUUUCUUGCGUUUGGUGCGAGCGUAAAUGGGUUUUCUUUCAUGCGCAAAGUUGUGGUUGUCGACGGUACGUUUCUUAAUGGUAAAUACAAAGGGACGCUUCUCACAACACUAGCUCAAGAUGGUAACUUUCAGAUUUUUCCAAUAGCCUUCGCCGUGGUUGACACUGAAAAUGAUGACUCGUGGCAUUGGUUUUUUACGCAACUACAACUUUUGAUUCCUGACGACGAGGGUCUUGCGAUAAUCUCGGAUAGGCAUAACUCGAUAGGGAAAGCAAUUGGAAAUGUGUAUCCGUUUGCUUCCCGGGGAAUUUGUACCUACCAUUUAUAUAAGAACACUAGGUAA
Messenger RNA from Brassica napus (rape), 1227 nucleotides. RefSeq lists its product as uncharacterized. The record is from RefSeq and is a predicted model, not a curated record. Bases 1 to 1227 code for a protein of 408 amino acids. NCBI's taxonomy places the organism in Eukaryota, Viridiplantae, Streptophyta, Magnoliopsida, Brassicales, Brassicaceae. The transcript has 3 exons.